This is a messenger RNA of Ceratosolen solmsi marchali, 905 nucleotides long. RefSeq names its product protein takeout. NCBI's taxonomy places the organism in Eukaryota, Metazoa, Arthropoda, Insecta, Hymenoptera, Agaonidae. The record is from RefSeq and is a predicted model, not a curated record. Gene Ontology annotation, biological process: multicellular organismal reproductive process. Bases 111 to 857 code for a protein of 248 amino acids. The transcript is spliced from 5 exons.
CGUCGAGCUCGGUAUCGCGAGACUGCAACCACGGUGAAAGUCCAUUGGCCAACGGGGCCCGCUGCACUUGCGCUUCAGUCCAGCUCCGACGGCACGACUCCUCGCUCGCAAUGCUCUUCGACGCAGCUCUCGCGCUCCUGCUGGCGCUCCUUGCCCUCGUCCGGGCCGACAUCGGCGAGGGACCGACCCCGCAAUACGUAAAGCAAUGCUCGAGAAGCGAUCCCAAGCUGAAAUCCUGCCUGAUCGACGCGCUGCAUCAUCUCCGGCCGUAUCUGAAGGCUGGCAUCCCGGAAAUCGAGCUGCCAGCAGUCGAGCCUUUUCGCAUGGACGAGCUGAAGCUGUCGCUGACAGGUGGCACGAACGGUUACACUGUGCGGCUGCGCGAGCUCCUAGUGAGGGGAGCGAGCAACUACACGGUGGACGACAUCAAGCUUGGUUCGCCCUUCGAGGCGAUCAUCAGAAUGCCGGCGCUCAUCCUUGACGCCCAAUACACCAGCUCAGGCGUACUGAUCAUUCUACCGGCGAGCGGCAGCGGAACCUUUCACGCCAGGUUCGCUGGGGCACGGGCCCUCGUUCGGGGCCUAGUCUCGAUGCACCCGCGCUCAGGCAAGACCUACCUGAACAUCGAUAAUCUUGACGUGCAGCUCGGCGUGAAGGACGUCAACAUGCGCGUGCGCAAAGUCUUCAAUAAUAAUCGGAUAUUGACUGAAGCAACGAACCUUUUCCUCCGUGAAAAUGGCCAAGAAGUCUUAAAGAUCAUGGAGCCGCAAUUGAAGAAGAAAUUGUCUACGCUUUUCGCCGGCAUCGUCAACCAACUUCUUCGUAACGUUCCGGUUGAAACAUUUUUAUUGGAAUGAUCUUAGUGGAAGGCGAGCGUUUUGUUUUGUUUUUUUUUUGUUUUUUUU